Messenger RNA from Malassezia pachydermatis, 1518 nucleotides. RefSeq names its product peroxin-3 protein. Gene Ontology annotation, cellular component: peroxisomal membrane. NCBI's taxonomy places the organism in Eukaryota, Fungi, Basidiomycota, Malasseziomycetes, Malasseziales, Malasseziaceae. The coding region runs from base 1 to 1518 and encodes 505 amino acids. Gene Ontology annotation, biological process: protein import into peroxisome membrane. Gene Ontology annotation, molecular function: protein-macromolecule adaptor activity. The record is from RefSeq and is a predicted model, not a curated record. The transcript is spliced from 2 exons.
AUGCGCCCGCUCUCACGAGGGAGCCGUACGUGGCUCCGCCGCGGUAUGAAUGUGGCUGCUGUGGCGACUGGGCUUAUUGGCGGUAUCUAUUUGCUAGCUCAGUUUACUCUGUCGAAAUUCAACGAUAUGCAGGAGCGCCUUCUGCGCGAUCGCGUCGCCCGCGAAAACUUGCGUCGUCGAUUCCUGCAAAACCAGGAGGACUGCUCUUUUACGAUCAUGGCAUUGCUUCCGACCUUGUCGACCCAAAUUUUCGAGGCGAUGGACGUCGAGUCAAUUAGCCAGGAACUCCUAGCGCAGAACAAAAAACCGGCUUCGGAGGUCGUCGCCGAGACGCCGGCGCCUGCCGCUGAAGCAUCGGAUGCGACGCCGACGCCUGGCACUGCUGACGCGGCUCCUCCUGCUGACGAUGGCGCCGUUCCCUCCACGACGGCCGAGGCAACUACGCCCACGUCGGGCCGCUCGACGCCACGUCCCCAGAGCUUGGACUUGGUAUCUGAGCAGCCCCCAGAGCCGAUCUCCGCCACGGCCAAGCUGCCUACCGCCUCGAAUGUGGUCUCGGAGGAAGAGCGCCGAGCCAACAAACUGCGCCUGUGGAACCAGAUCAAACAUGUAUCCUUUGAACGAACCUUCACAACGCUCUAUACUCUCGUAUUCCUCUCUUUGCAAACGUAUAUCCAACUCAACCUGCUAGGUCGCCGGGCGUACCUGGCCGCCCUGGAAAACCAGUCGAAGCACGAUGCGGUCAUGUCGUCGCAGGAUGAUGGCAUGCCGCUUGAGCCCCACCACAUCACGCUGCAUGGCGACGGCCUCGAUGACGCCAUAGCGCCGGACAGUGAUGCCGACUCAGCGGAGGGACGGCUCUCGCAGGACACGGAGCGAAAGUACCUGACCUCCAGCUACUGGUUCCUGCACCGCGGCUGGCAAACGGUCGCGACGGAUGUGCGACGCGCGGUGCAUGAAGAGCUGGGCGAUAUGCCGCUCAAAACUGUGCUUACCUACCAGCAUGUCGAGGCGCUUGUCGAGCGAAUUCGUGCGCGACUGGAGCACGAGCCUACGGGAGGACGUGUCUCGACAUGGGACGGCGUCGAUGGGUUCCGCAACAUUUUGCUGCCCGAGUCCGAGUCGGAUAGCAUCGAGAUGCUGCAGCAGGCCGGCGCGUUGUCUGACGACACAGGGCCCUUUGAGGCGAUUACGCCGCAGCUGCGUGCGCUGUUGGACGAGACGAAGGACUACAUUGAUUCCCCUGACUUUGCUUUUGUGUUCCGCGCCUCGUGUGAUCGCGUGUUCAAGCGAUUCGUGCGUAGUCUUGCGCCAUCGUUUGGCGUGCGCGACAAGGGCCCGAAGCGCGCGGAAAAGUCGCUGUUGCUCGCCAAGGUGCUUCCCUUGGUCUCGCAGCAAGCGCAGGUCGCACUGACUUCGUCGCCCAACAACUAUGUGGAGUCGAUUGUAGAAGGCCACGAGCUUCGGGCGCUCAGCGUGCUCAUUUAUGCGGCAUGGGACGACGAGCUCGACAUGUAG